AUGGCGGGGAUGACGACUCGGUCGGUUGGAGAACCCGCCACAGCGCCCAGGCGUUACGCCGUCCCGCCGUGGCACAUACACAGCGGGGCAGGAAGAAGCGGCCCCGUUGUAAAACGUAAAAUCUGGUCUGCGAGGACGCCGCGCUUAGAAGUCUUUCUCGCAGGUGCAGGUGCAGGGCCGUCCACCUGGGUCGGCACGGUUAGGCAAGAUGAGCAAGGGGAUUUGCAGGUGACAGCGGCGACAGCUCAGCAGAAACACCGGGACGAUGCCACUGGUGCGCCGUGGUGGGAUAUCCCCAAUCCCGUUCCUGCAUAUCCGAAUACAGCCGGCGGGCAUGGAAGGCAACCCAACGCGGUCGCUACGGGUGCCUCGAGGAUCCGUCCAGCCACCUGA
Grosmannia clavigera kw1407 is the source of this 393-nucleotide messenger RNA. RefSeq lists its product as uncharacterized. The transcript has a single exon. The coding region runs from base 1 to 393 and encodes 130 amino acids. Lineage: Eukaryota; Fungi; Ascomycota; Sordariomycetes; Ophiostomatales; Ophiostomataceae. The record is from RefSeq and is a predicted model, not a curated record.